Trametes versicolor FP-101664 SS1 is the source of this 1901-nucleotide messenger RNA. RefSeq names its product molybdenum cofactor biosynthesis prote. The record is from RefSeq and is a predicted model, not a curated record. Gene Ontology annotation, molecular function: 4 iron, 4 sulfur cluster binding; metal ion binding; GTP 3',8'-cyclase activity. Lineage: Eukaryota; Fungi; Basidiomycota; Agaricomycetes; Polyporales; Polyporaceae. The transcript is spliced from 9 exons. The coding region runs from base 1 to 1809 and encodes 602 amino acids. Gene Ontology annotation, biological process: Mo-molybdopterin cofactor biosynthetic process.
AUGAUCCGCCAAGCUGCGGUCUCCUCCCAGGCCCCACUCAAGCCCGUAUCGCGCAAUUUGAGCACGUCCGCGGUGCUACGACACGCGGAGGUGUUGCCAGAACUCGCAAGCUCAGCGAGCGGCUUACGGAAUCGAAUCAAGCAUAGGAUCUCGCGCGUAGACGCAGAACGGGGCCCCAGUGUCUCCCCAUUUCUCGUGGACUCCUUUGCCCGGCGGCACAACUACCUGCGGAUCUCGCUCACCGAGCGGUGCAAUCUCCGAUGUUUCUACUGCAUGCCGAGCGAGGGCAUCGAGCUAUCACCGCCAGAGCACAUCCUCUCGGACGACGAGGUGAUCCGUCUCGCAACAUUGUUCGUCAAGAGCGGCGUGACCAAGAUACGCCUCACGGGGGGCGAGCCGAUGGUCAGGAAGGGCAUAGUUGAUAUCGUCGGCCGACUGCACGGGCUGCGGAAGCACGGGCUGCAAUCCAUCGGGAUGACCACAAACGGCAUUGCGCUCCACCGGAAACUGCCUGCCCUGGUCGCGAACGGGCUCACACACCUGAACAUAAGUCUGGAUACUCUUGACCCUUUCAAGUUUGAGAUCAUGACACGCCGGAUGGGCCACGAUGCGGUGCUGCGGUCACUGCAGACGGCGCUCGCGUCCCGGGAGCUCCAGUCGGUGAAACUGAACGUGGUCGUGGUCAAGGGUCUGAACGACCACGAGGUUCCGGACUUUGUGGAGAUGACGAAAGAGAGCCGACUUUCAGUGCGCUUCAUCGAAUUCAUGCCGUUCACAGGCAACAAGUGGGACAAGGCAAAGAUGCUGCCGUCUUCGGAGCUGCUCGCGCGUAUACGUGAACGGUACCCCGCAGUCCGCAAGGCCCCCGACGAACUCAACGAUACCGCUCGUUCUUACAUCAUACCCGGACACGCUGGGAGUUUCGGAUUCAUCAGCAGCAUGUCCGACCACUUUUGCGGAUCGUGCAACCGACUGAGGCUCACGGCAGACGGGCAGAUUAAGGUUUGUCUGUUCGACGCGAAAGAAAUCUCGCUCCGGGACGAGAUGCGUGCCGGCUCGAGCGACGACAUGCUUCUAUCCACCAUCGGUCGCGCCGUGUCAGGCAAGAAAGAGAAGCACGCGGGCAUGGAGGACAUUGACGUCGUCACGAAUCGGCCUAUGAUCCUCAUCGGUGCUUCGUGCACCCCACGUCUAACCCACAUCGAUGACUCAGGCCGAGCCUCCAUGGUAAACGUGGCGCACAAGGACCCGACGAGCCGGGUGGCCACCGCGUCGGGACGCAUCACUAUCCCGAAGAUUGCGUACGAGCUCGUCACAGGCGUCCCCGAGCAGCGUGACGGCGACGAUCUACACGGCGACGUCCUCACCGUCGCGCAGCUCGCCGCCAUCAUGGGCUGCAAGCGCACUGCGGACCUCAUCCCCCUCUGCCACCCCCUCCAGCUCUCGCACAUCGCCGUGACGCUCCACCCGGAGGUCGAGAAUGCGUAUACGCCCGCGCCUGCACCCCGGCCCGACCCCGACGCGCUUACGGACACCGCGCAGGGCUUCGCGCACACCUCGAGGUCCGAUACCGGGCUGGGAGACGGUGCGCGCCUCGUCCGCGCAUACAGCAUCGUCUGCCGCGCUACGGUCUCGUGCGAGGGCAAGACCGGGGUGGAGAUGGAGGCCCUGACUGCGGUCUCCGUCGGGCUCCUGACAGUGUGGGACAUGCUCAAGGCCGUCGCCGGGCGGGAGAUGGCGAUCGGAGAGAUUAUGGUUACGAGCAAGGACGGCGGCGCGGGGGGAAGCUUUGUGCGGACGCGGGCGUAGGGCGUAUGCGUAUGCGUACGGCGUGCCACUCGGGUGGCGUCGGGCGGUGCGACAUAUCGAACGCGGUGACUCCCCCAGACAUGAAUCAACGG